Messenger RNA from Acanthopagrus latus (yellowfin seabream), 4737 nucleotides. RefSeq names its product retinoblastoma binding protein 5 (gene rbbp5). Gene Ontology annotation, molecular function: protein binding. Gene Ontology annotation, cellular component: Set1C/COMPASS complex. The record is from RefSeq and is a predicted model, not a curated record. Lineage: Eukaryota; Metazoa; Chordata; Actinopteri; Spariformes; Sparidae. Bases 141 to 1838 code for a protein of 565 amino acids. The transcript has 13 exons.
UCGUAUUGUUUGGGGUCCUCAGUGAACGCUCGGCGCCAGUGUCUCCGGCAGUCGCAGCUGAAGUAAAUACGAGCGAAAUUUAGUAAAAUACACCGUGAAAACAAGUCGUUAAGGACAUUUGGAUCCGCUCCCGUGGAACAAUGAAUCUCGAACUGCUCGAAUCGUUCGGGCAAAACUAUCCAGAGGAGGCAGAUGGCACUCUGGACUGUAUCAGCAUGGCCCUCACCUGUACCUUUAACCGUUGGGGUACCCUGCUGGCAGUGGGCUGCAAUGACGGUCGCAUCGUCAUUUGGGACUUCCUCACACGGGGCAUUGCUAAAAUUAUCAGUGCACACAUCCAUCCAGUCUGCUCUUUAUGCUGGAGUCGAGACGGCCACAAGCUGGUGAGCGCUUCCACAGACAACAUUGUCUCGCAGUGGGACGUCCUGACUGGAGAUUGUGACCAGAGGUUCCGCUUCCCAUCACCCAUCCUGAAACUGCAGUGCCACCCCAGAGACAUGGACAAGGUUCUCGUGUGUCCCAUGAAAUCAGCCCCUGUCCUUCUGACUCUGUCAGACUCCAAACAUGUUGUUUUGCCUGUGGACGACGACUCAGACCUGAAUGUGGUGGCGGCUUUUGACAGGCGGGGGGAGUAUAUCUACACCGGCAACGCCAAAGGAAAGAUUCUGGUGUUGAACACAAACACUCAGGAGCUGGUGGCUUCCUUCAGAGUGACAACUGGCACCAGCAACACCACUGCCAUCAAAUCGAUUGAAUUUGCACGCAAGGGCAGCUGUUUCCUCAUAAACACAGCAGACCGGAUCAUCAGGGUGUACGACGGCAGGGAGAUACUGACCUGUGGCCGAGAUGGUGAACCUGAGCCCAUGCAGAAACUACAGGACCUUGUCAACAGGACUCCGUGGAAGCGCUGCUGUUUCUCCGGUGAUGGUGAAUAUAUCGUGGCUGGUUCAGCUCGGCAGCACGCCCUCUACAUCUGGGAGAAGAGCAUCGGAAACCUUGUGAAGAUCCUCCAUGGAACAAGAGGAGAACUCCUGCUUGAUGUCGCUUGGCAUCCUGUCCGUCCAAUUAUUGCGUCCAUCUCCAGUGGAGUGGUGUCCAUCUGGGCUCAGAACCAAGUGGAAAACUGGAGUGCUUUUGCUCCAGACUUUAAAGAGCUGGAUGAGAAUGUGGAGUAUGAGGAGCGGGAGUCUGAAUUUGACAUCGAGGACGAAGACAAGAGUGAACCUGAGCAGACAGGCGCAGAUGCUGCAGAGGAUGAAGAGGUGGACGUCACCACAGUUGACCCCAUAGUUGCUUUUUGCAGCAGUGAUGAGGAGCUGGAGGACUAUAAGGCCCUGCUAUACCUUCCAAUUGCCCCUGAGGUGGAAGAUCCAGAGGAAAACCCCUUCGGCCCCCCACCGGACGCCUCGGUCCAGACUACUGCCCCAGAGGACGCGCUGGCCGGUGGUGACAAGAAGCAAAGGCAACCUUCAUCUGAAGGAGGCCCGGCCAAGAAGAAGGCUCGCACCACCACCAUUGAACUGCAGGGGGUGCCCAGUGACGAGGUGCACCCCCUGCUGGGUGUGAAAGGCGAUGGCAAGUCCAAGAAGAAGACAGCAGGCCGGCCCAAAGGUUCCAAAGGUAAAGACAAAGACUUCCCCUUCAGGCCCAAGCCCUACAGGGGCGAACGGCCCUCCUUCCCCGUGGAGGCUCUGGGCAGCUCUGGCCCAGGUGGAGGAGGAGGAGGAGGAGGGAUGAAGGGCAGAGCAGAGGGGGGCCUGCCCACAGGUAAGCACGCCACUGCCCCUGCUGCUGCUGAGUCUGGGAGCUCUGCUAGUCCUGCAGCCCUGCUAGUCUGACUGACACCGCCUGCCUCCAAGGCACCCCCACCCCACCCCACCCCACCUCCUGUAUUGCUUCAACCACACAUGAACCCCCCCACACACACCAACCCCCACCCUCCAACUCACUGACAGAGGCCCGUCUGUUGUAAAGCCGCAGUCUGGAGGUCAGAACACACAGGCUUGGUUUUAGUAUCCGUCUGAUGUGGUCCGAUCACAAGCGGACAGUUUUGAGCACGUCAAUUCACACCUGCCAUUAAAUGCAUCUUGAGUGACGUCUUGCGAUCGGAUUUCACCUCCCUGCUAUAUAUGCAAGUACACACCUACAUCACUAGAACACAAAGAAAGAAAUAUGAUAUUCAAAUUCAUGUAUGACGUUUGCUGAAUAAACAAAUAGGCUUAAAUAGUUAAGAAUUUGUUGUAGAAAGUGUUUCACAUAGUUUAUAAAGUUUCUCCUAAUGCAACAAGUCUCGCAGCCACGCCGUCUUUUAAGGGAGUUUGGGGUCUCUCUCCUCAGGCAUCAGAGAAGUAGCCUCAUUAGUAUAUGUUUAAUGUAUUUACAAAAUGCUUACUGUCAGUAUGUUAUAUUCUUUAGUAAAUUUGGUGUAAAUGGUGAAAUCCAAGAGAACUAAAGAGUGGUAACAACAUGGAGGACAAAUGAUGAAGCUAGGAACAAAUCAGGAACACAGAGGACAGUCAUGGACAGGGAAUAGACAUGAGAGACAGAAAAAUAUUGAAUAACACUAGAAUCCUUAGAGAGGUUGUUACUCUACUCAAAUUUUACCACAUAAUCUUUACAAAUCAAGAAAAAGUGGUAGAAACUUAUUAUUAUUAUUAUUAUUAUUAUUAUUAUUAUUAUUAUUAUUAUUAAUUGUCAAAUUAUACAUAGUUGAAUCCCUCCCAGACUGUGGCUUUAUGACUGUUUAACCUCUUGUAACCUCAGCCUCACUUUGACUAAUUUGUGAACUGUGGUGAAGUUGGACUGUAGUUGGCAGAUGGGUGUUGACGUGGAAAACUCUGGGAUGGUGCAGCUUGUUUCCCUGCGGGCUAGCUGGCUAGUCUACAUCUACUUCCUGCUUGGCCUUUGACCCUCCUGCUCCCGCUCCCACCUCGCUCCCUGGGCUUGCCAUGUGACAUGAACGUGUGUCUGUAGCAGCGUCGCUCAGGUCCUGUCUUCUCUGUUUCUGUGUGUGUUGGAGACGCGUGUGAUGACAAUUAAAGUCGGUUUUAACGUUUCAUCUUACUUUGAACUUCAGUCAAAAAUUCACCAACAGUUAGAUCAAAGGGGAAUCCUGGUAUUUUUUAAUUUGGGCACUGUACUUGCAUGUCUAAAUGAUUCCUACUUACUAAAUGUUUUGGAAUUGGUCCUGUACAUUGCCUCAGCUUGUAGCUGACUGAAAUGGCUGCAAAGUAUUCCUUGGGGGCUGUCAAAUUUAUGUCCACUAGAAAUGUUUAUUUUUGCUACUGACAGGGGGAAAUGUUGAAUCGGAGAGACGUGAGGCUGGUUAUACUUCUAGGGCCCUGACCGAAUUGUCUCCAUUCUAUUGAGUAAUGAAAAAAUGUCUUUCAUGAACUGGUAUCAAAGUCAAGGUAUCAGCACCGAAAAGUUCUUUAACGAAACCCUGUCCUAGAAUGAGGACAACCUGCAAGAAUUUAUUUCCAAAAUCAGGGCUGGUUACUUCACAUAUUUUGAAAGUCUAGAUGAAGCAACUGUAACAACUCACCUCACAAGGUUACAGAUUGAGAACUUGAAUACUUGUGUUUAGUGUUAAGCUCUUCCUCUUUAACACAAGGUACAAUUCUGUAGGAAUUGUUGCAGAAAUGUUGUCAGACAAUCAGAGUAACACCCUCAGCCUGUCAGUGACAAAAACAAGGACUUUAAGUGGACGUCGCUUUGAUUGUCAGAGUUGCCCCCUAAAGGAUUACAUUGCAGCUGAGGCAAACUAAUGGAUUGAAUCCAAAGCUUCUGGUAAGUAUGAAUCAUUUACAGUUCACAACAUGUUAAUUUAGGGUCUAGGUUUAAAAAUUCCAGCCGCCCUUUAAUCAAGCAAGUGUGCAGCACAAAUUUUGAGACUAAAUAUUCUGUAAGAUUAAAUUAGACUGUUCACCCCCAAAUCAAAAAUACACAUUUUUCCUCUUACUGCAAGUUCUAUUUAUUCAUCUUGAUGUUUUUUGGUGUGAGACGCCAAGUUUUGAGGAUAUUAGGACAUGAAGGUGUCUCCACGGUAAACUGUUUCCUUUUUUUAAAAAAUCACUAGUUUCUUUCUUUCAUUUCUAUAAUCAUAUCAAGGAUUAAAUUUUUUUUAAAUAUAAACAUUUUGCUUCUUCUUUAAACGGUUUUAUUAGUAGUGACUCAACAGCUUCCAAAAAGUGAUAUAGUGUUUAUGUGAUUAUAAUAAAUAUGUCAAUGAAAACAGGAUUGCAUUUAAAGUCAUACCAGAAAAACUAACUUUCCAACAAUGUCUGUGAUGUGUCUGUCUGACUGUAUCUGUGUUCCUCAGCAGGGAGUCUGGUCUCGCAGUCAUACAAACAGCAUGACAUCGGAGGGAUGGACUGAGCUGUGUACAGCUGUGAAGAAUCACCAACAGGCUUCAAACCAAGAGACACAAAGCCUGAAGUGAUGUACAGACUGUGUUAGUGAGCAGCCUGUUUGGAGUGCAGACUGUUUCCUCUUCCACUCAGAGCACAGCAACACAGGAAAACUCCUCAGCCCGGAUGAAUGACAGGAGCUGACAAGGAGAGCGUGGAGCAGUCGAGUCGUCGCAGUAGAGAUCACAUGUCCUCUGUCUCUGUAGGAUUCAUCGUGUAUAGAACGCCUGCAUCCUGAUAGUGUGUGUGUGUGUGUGUGUGUGCGUGUGGGUGAUGUCUUUCUUGUUGUUUUUAUACGUAUUAAAACAUUUUGGAUUUCUAAAUAACA